CUUACUCUCAUUGACUGCUACGAAAAAUAUCUUCAACUAUAUUCUUCUCAUCUCUUUCGGGUGCCGGAGCUUUUUGCGUCAUCGCGCGCGAAGUAUUUUUCCGGAUUUGACUCUUCUUCCGUUUGAACAUUCCAGAUUCUCGUCUUCAUUGGAACUUUGGUGCAUCGGUUCUGUUUCUCAGCUACUUGCAAUGGUGCUCGAUAGCUCUGUUGCUCUCUCACCUCGCCGGAGGCAUGGGCUAUUGCGGGAUCAGGUUCAGCUGAUUAAAAGAAAGGACUCUGGAAGAUAUGAGAUUGUUCCCAUUGAGGAUCCAUUGUCUUUUGAAAAGGGUUUCUACGCUGUUAUUCGAGCUUGCCAACUAUUGGCUCAGAAGAACGAUGGGCUCAUUUUGGUUGGGUUAGCUGGUCCUUCUGGAGCUGGGAAAACAAUCUUCACAGAGAAAAUCCUCAACUUCAUGCCUAGCAUUGCUAUCAUAAACAUGGACAACUACAAUGAUGGUACUCGUGUGAUCGAUGGAAACUUUGAUGACCCACGGUUGACCGACUAUGAUACACUUCUUGACAAUAUACAUGGCCUAAAGGAGGGAAAAUCUGUUCAGGUUCCAAUAUAUGACUUCAAGUCAAGUUCACGAAUUGGUUACAGAACGCUUGAGGUGCCUAGCUCUCGCAUUGUUAUUCUUGAAGGCAUAUACGCUUUGAGUGAGAAGCUACGGCCUUUGCUUGAUCUUCGUGUCUCUGUCACUGGUGGAGUGCACUUCGAUCUUGUCAAGCGUGUUUUGCGGGACAUUCAACGUGCUGGCCAGGAACCUGAAGAAAUAAUUCAUCAGAUAUCUGAGACGGUUUAUCCUAUGUACAAGGCAUUUAUUGAACCUGAUCUGAAGACAGCUCAGAUUAAGAUCCAAAACAAGUUUAACCCCUUCAGUGGCUUUCAGAAUCCAACAUAUAUUUUAAAGUCAACGAAGGCUGUAACACCAGAACAAAUGAAGGCUGCUAUGUCUGAAGAUUUCAAGGAACGUACAGAGGAAACUUAUGACAUCUAUCUGCUACCACCAGGCGAGGAUCCUGAAGCAUGCCAAUCAUACCUCCGAAUGAGGAACCGGGAUGGAAAAUACAAUCUCAUGUUUGAGGAGUGGGUUACAGAUCGUCCAUUUAUUAUAUCACCCAGAAUAACUUUUGAAGUCAGUGUUCGCCUUCUCGGAGGAUUAAUGGCUCUGGGUUACACCAUUGCAACAAUCUUAAAAAGAAAAAGUCAUAUCUUUGAUGAUGACAAGGUUAUUGUGAAGACUGAUUGGUUGGAACAACUGAACCGGACAUAUGUCCAGGUACAAGGUAAAGACCGUUCCUUCGUCAAAAAUGUGGCAGAUCAACUUGGAUUGGAAGGUUCAUAUGUUCCACAUACAUAUAUUGAACAGAUACAGCUGGAGAGGCUUGUGAAUGAUGUUAUGGCUUUGCCAGAUGACUUGAAGACAAAACUUAGCUUAGAUGAUGAUACAGUUUCUAGCCCUAAGGAAGCCCUCUCAAGAGCUUCUGCUGAUAGUAGAAUGAAAUAUCUUCACGGGGAGUCAUCUGACUUGUGUAAUGAUGCACAUGUUAACAGCGGCGUAUCAAAGUCUUACUCAAACCAAAGACACAAAGUCUUGCCUAACUUGACAAGACUUGCUGUUAACAAUAGAAUGUUAGAUGCCAUAGCCCCUGCUUCACCUGCCACUCUUCCAAAUCAGGGUGUUAUCACUCAGCUCUCGGACCAAAUAUCAACACUGAACGAGAGGAUGGAUGAAUUCACAUCCCGCAUUGAAGAGUUGAAUUCCAAGAUCCCGAACAGGAUAGCUGCUUCAGGUAGUCAACAUAACUUGGCUUUACCAAUGGAAAACGGAAACGGGUCCCUCUUAUCGCUGUCCUCAUCCUCAUCUCAGCUCGUAAGGGAAUCUCCUCUGAUGGAAGAGGUUAUACUCGUUGCUCGUGGACAACGUCAGAUAAUGCAUCAAAUGGACACACUGAGCAAUCUUCUUCGGGAGUAUGUUGGAGAAAGGUCUCGCAUAGAGAGACUAGACAGCAACAGAACAAACAGCACAACACAAAACCUCGAAUCCUCUACUGUACCUGUCCUUGUUGCUUUGGCCAUUGGCUGUCUCGGCAUUUUUGCCUACAGUCGUCUGAAAUAGUUUCUGUAACAAUUCGUUACUUCACUAGACAAAUAGUGGGAAUGAUGUAAAUAAUAGGGUUUGUGAUACACGCUUGACAAUUCAGUCUCGACAAUGUAACAUGAGCCAAGAAUAAGAGGCUGAUUCGUUUUUACAUUACCAUCUGAGAAAACUCAAAUACUUUUU
This is a messenger RNA of Eutrema salsugineum, 2326 nucleotides long. Its product is annotated as uridine-cytidine kinase C. Gene Ontology annotation, molecular function: ATP binding; kinase activity. NCBI's taxonomy places the organism in Eukaryota, Viridiplantae, Streptophyta, Magnoliopsida, Brassicales, Brassicaceae. Bases 191 to 2161 code for a protein of 656 amino acids. The transcript is spliced from 12 exons. The record is from RefSeq and is a predicted model, not a curated record. Gene Ontology annotation, cellular component: cytoplasm.